AUGGAUCGUCGUGUGCAGCGCAAGCGCCGGUUUUGCCGCUCCAGAGGGCUCUCCUGUCGAUCUGCACAAGAUGAAGGCCCACUUGAGCUGCUAGAGGAAGAGACGGGACGAUCAGUUGGUAUGUCGAGUCGGGCAUCUCUCCGUACAGGGGAAACAAUUGAAGCUGCAUACGGCACAGGAGGUGCGACAUCGCUCCCAAACGGACCGUCCCAUACUCAUGAAGCAGCCAUGGGCCGAGAAAUGCUACCCCCCUCGACCAUGGAAAUUCCCAAGAAGUUCAAUGGACGAUGCAGGAGGCACCGCAGGAAGGUGGAUCACUAG
Penicillium manginii is the source of this 321-nucleotide messenger RNA. RefSeq lists its product as uncharacterized. Lineage: Eukaryota; Fungi; Ascomycota; Eurotiomycetes; Eurotiales; Aspergillaceae. The record is from RefSeq and is a predicted model, not a curated record. The coding region runs from base 1 to 321 and encodes 106 amino acids. The transcript has 2 exons.